Messenger RNA from Racocetra persica, 345 nucleotides. The record is from the annotation of a GenBank genome assembly. NCBI's taxonomy places the organism in Eukaryota, Fungi, Glomeromycota, Glomeromycetes, Diversisporales, Gigasporaceae.
AUGACUGCAAAAUCAGCACCCAUUCUUGAAAAACCUCCAAACGCUCUCAGUGAUUCAUCAGAAAUCUCUCAAAACCUUCUCAAUUUUGGAAACCAGAGCUCUACAAGCACUUAUUCAUCUCCAAAUCACCAGGAGAACCAAUCCAAGGCCAGCUUUGCCCCUGAAUUCAUUAAAUAUUUCACAAUACCAGAACAGCAUUAUAGGUGGCAAAUAGAUCUAAAUUUAUUAACUCAGCAAGAAAAUGAAAAAAAUAUUUAUCACAGCCUAAAAGGUAAAAUUGCAGCCUUCAUGUCUAUUGCUGAACCAAAAACCCUUAAUGAUGCUAUUGAGAAUGCUAGAAAAUAG